Molecule: messenger RNA, 633 nt
Organism: Phyllostomus discolor (pale spear-nosed bat)
Lineage: Eukaryota; Metazoa; Chordata; Mammalia; Chiroptera; Phyllostomidae
Gene: RPL26
Product: ribosomal protein L26
Exons: 4
Coding region: 153-590 (145 amino acids)
Biological process (GO): ribosomal large subunit biogenesis; cytoplasmic translation
Cellular component (GO): ribosome; cytosolic large ribosomal subunit
Molecular function (GO): structural constituent of ribosome; RNA binding
Source: RefSeq, a predicted model, not a curated record
UCGUCAAUUUCUCAGUUUCCUCUUCCCAUUCAAACUUUGAGCCUCUCUCUCAAGAAAUCGAUCUCGCGAGAGCUCUCCUAAACUUACAGAACCGGAAAGAGCGUCUGGGUCUUUUCCCUUUUGCGGCCAUCGCUGAGGCGCCAACGGUCAAAAUGAAGUUCAAUCCCUUUGUGACAUCUGACCGGAGCAAGAACCGCAAAAGGCAUUUCAAUGCACCUUCCCACAUUCGCAGGAAGAUUAUGUCUUCUCCUCUUUCCAAAGAGCUGAGACAGAAGUACAAUGUUCGGUCCAUGCCCAUCCGAAAGGAUGAUGAAGUUCAGGUUGUGCGAGGACAUUACAAAGGGCAGCAAAUUGGCAAAGUGGUCCAGGUUUACAGGAAGAAAUACGUCAUCUACAUUGAACGGGUGCAGCGGGAGAAAGCUAAUGGUACAACUGUUCAUGUGGGCAUUCACCCCAGCAAGGUGGUUAUCACUAGACUAAAACUGGACAAAGACCGAAAAAAGAUCCUUGAACGUAAAGCCAAAUCUCGCCAAGUAGGAAAGGAAAAAGGCAAAUACAAGGAAGAAACAAUUGAAAAGAUGCAGGAAUAAUGUAAUCUUAUAUACAGCUUUAAUUAAAAACUUGAAAUGAAGA